CUUUCAAUACUUUUUCUCACUCUUAUUCCGCAAAAUUAAUAUUUUCUUUCCAUUUCUUCUCUAAUUACCCCCACCCUCUUCUUAAAUUAAAAUAAUAAAUCAUAUAGUUUCUAUAAUAUUUCUCUUAAUUUCAUAAUACCAUAUUAAAAAUUUCAUUAAUUUUAUAAAAAUCCCAAAAACAUAAAGAUCAUGAGCUUCUUAGAUAAUCUAUGGGAUGAAACUUUGGCAGGACCAGCACCAAAAAAAGGUGUAGGUAGUCUCCGAAAAUAUAAAUCAUUAUCAGCCGUUAGAUCACCAAAUCAUCCGAUUGUUACUACUAAUUAUCAUGAUGAUCAUAAUGAUCAGACGGUUGGUAUUACUCGUAGUAUCACUAUCCUUCGUACUAAAAACUUAUCCGUUGAUCCUGGAUCUCCUGCUUCUUCUCCUACCCCUUCUAGUGGACCCUCUUCUCCUUUCUCACCCGGGGGAAUGGGUAACGAUCAGAAUGUGAAGAAAUUCACCAGGAAAAAACCGGCGUUUGAAGCGUCGAAAUAUGAGGAGGCGACAAGCCCCACCGUUUAUGAUUGGAUUAUGAUAAGUGCUUUGGAUCGUUGACGACAAUGGAGUAGCAACUUUUGAGGGCUGGGCUACUGAUAGAGGAGGAACAAAUUUGCCUUGUUCUUCAUUUUCCUUUUCUUUUUCUUUUUCUUUUUCUUUUUCUUUUGGUUUCUUUCUUUUAUAUUUGAGUUCUCCACUUCUCUGUGUAUAUAAACCCUUAAUUUGCACAUAUUAGCUUCUUUUUCCUCUUUAAUCUUUUAGGAGUUAGGUGAUGUAAGAUGCGAAGGAUGUAAAUAUGUUGUAAGUUGUAAACAUAAUAUAUCUUGCACCCUUUUCUAA
Molecule: messenger RNA, 876 nt
Organism: Beta vulgaris subsp. vulgaris (sugar beet)
Lineage: Eukaryota; Viridiplantae; Streptophyta; Magnoliopsida; Caryophyllales; Amaranthaceae
Product: dormancy-associated protein homolog 4
Exons: 3
Coding region: 190-594 (134 amino acids)
Source: RefSeq, a predicted model, not a curated record